Molecule: messenger RNA, 971 nt
Organism: Tauraco erythrolophus (red-crested turaco)
Lineage: Eukaryota; Metazoa; Chordata; Aves; Musophagiformes; Musophagidae
Source: RefSeq, a predicted model, not a curated record
UGGAUUUUGGUGUGAGCGCUCAGCUGGACAGGACAGUUGGCAGGAGAAACACUUUUAUUGGAACUCCGUACUGGAUGGCUCCAGAAGUUAUUGCCUGUGAUGAAAAUCCAGAUGCUACGUAUGAUUACAGAAGUGACCUUUGGUCAUGUGGCAUUACAGCCAUAGAGAUGGCAGAAGGAGCUCCCCCGCUUUGUGACAUGCAUCCCAUGAGGGCACUCUUUCUGAUACCCAGGAACCCUCCCCCACGGUUAAAAUCCAAGAAAUGGUCAAAAAAGUUUUUCAGCUUUAUAGAAGGUUGUCUAGUGAAGAAUUACAUGCAGCGACCUUCUACAGAGCAGCUCUUGAAACAUCCCUUUAUACGUGACCAACCAAAUGAAAGGCAAGUCCGAAUCCAGCUUAAGGACCAUAUAGACAGGACCAGGAAGAAGAGAGGAGAGAAAGAUGAGACAGAGUAUGAAUACAGUGGAAGUGAGGAAGAAGAGGAGGAAGUGCCUGAACAAGAAGGAGAACCAAGUUCCAUUGUCAAUGUGCCUGGAGAAUCAACCCUCCGACGUGAUUUCCUGAGGCUACAGCAGGAAAACAAGGAACGGUCCGAGGCCCUUCGGAGACAGCAGCUGCUGCAGGAGCAGCAGCUUCGUGAGCAGGAGGAGUACAAGAGGCAGCUGCUGGCAGAGAGGCAGAAGCGCAUUGAGCAGCAGAAGGAGCAAAGGAGGCGGCUAGAAGAGCAACAAAGAAGAGAACGGGAAGCUCGAAGGCAACAAGAGCGUGAGCAAAGGCGGAGAGAACAGGAAGAAAAAAGACGUCUGGAAGAAAUGGAGAGGAGGCGUAAGGAAGAGGAAGAGAGAAGAAGAGCAGAGGAGGAAAAGAGGAGGGUAGAAAGGGAGCAGUAUAUCAGGCGACAGCUAGAAGAGGAGCAGCGGCACUUGGAAAUUCUACAGCAGCAGCUGCUCCAGGAGCAGGCCAUGUUACUG